UAUAUGACGUGACUGUGCAGACGGAUCUCGUUCUUGAGGGUUACGCGCGACUUCCUCAAAUUGAAAAAUGAAACCCAAGGCGGAGUUGUCUAGUGAACCUACGUGGAAUCAAUUGCAACAGUACUUCAACAGCAAUGGCUCGAAAAUUAACAUAUACAGUAUGUUCCAGCAAGACCCUAAACGCUUCGAAAAGUUUAGUUUGGAACUCGCUACUCCAGAAGAUGGACCAAUUUUGUUGGAUUAUUCCAAGAAUAGGAUUAACGAAGAAAUACUUGGAUUGUUAUUCAACUUGGCACGUGCACGAGAAGUAGAAACUGCGAGAGAUGCUAUGUUCAAUGGCGAGAAGAUUAAUUUCACAGAAAAUAGAGCAGUUUUGCAUAUUGCUUUGCGUAACAGGAGCAAUGCACCGGUAUUAGUAGAUGGAAAGGACGUAAUGCCUGAUGUCAAUGCAGUGUUGGAGCACAUGAAGAGUUUCACAAAUGAGGUAUUGACGAAACAAUGGAAAGGAUUUACUGGCAAACCUAUCGAAGAUGUUGUCAAUAUCGGAAUUGGUGGUUCUGACUUGGGUCCGCUUAUGGUAACUGAAGCUUUAAAAGCGUACAGCAUUGGACCGAGGGUUCACUUCGUCAGCAAUAUAGAUGGUACUCACAUAGCCGAAACUCUCAAGAAACUUAAUCCAGAGACAACCUUGUUCAUAAUAGCUUCCAAGACAUUCACCACACAGGAAACUAUUACCAACGCAACUACUGCCAAACAAUGGCUGUUGAAGGCAUUGAAAGAUGAUUCUGCAGUGGCCCGUCAUUUUGUAGCAUUGUCUACGAACGAACAAAAAGUUAAAGAAUUUGGUAUCAAUGUGCAAAAUAUGUUUGGAUUUUGGGAUUGGGUUGGUGGACGUUACUCGCUGUGGUCAGCUAUUGGCUUGUCGAUUUGCCUGUCAAUUGGCUUCGAGAAUUUCGAGAAGCUUUUAAGUGGGGCUCACUUUGUGGAUCAACAUUUUUGCACAGCACCAUUGGAGAAAAAUAUACCUGUUAUAUUGGCUUUGCUCGGCGUAUGGUAUCAAAAUUUUUACAAGGCUGAAACGCACGCACUAUUACCGUAUGAUCAAUAUCUACAUAGAUUUGCCGCUUACUUUCAACAAGGCGAUAUGGAAAGUAAUGGAAAAUAUGUUACUCGUUCCGGGAAGACUGUAAAUUAUUCCACUGGACCGAUCGUUUGGGGAGAGCCAGGCACUAAUGGACAACAUGCGUUUUAUCAAUUGUUGCACCAAGGUACAAAACUUGUGCCAGCAGAUUUCAUAAUUCCCGUUCAGACUCAAAAUCAGAUUCCUCCGCAUCAUACAAUUUUACUUGCUAAUUUCUUUGCGCAAACGGAAGCUUUAAUGAAAGGCAAAAACGAGAACGAGGCUCGAGCUGAAUUGCAAAAAUCGGGACUGAGCGCUGAAAAAGUGGACGCGCUGUUACCGCAUAAAAUAUUUGAAGGAAACAGACCAACAAACAGCAUUGUAAUAAAGAAAUUAACACCCUUCAUUCUUGGUGCUUUGAUUGCGCUGUACGAACAUAAAAUCUUUGUACAGGGCAUAAUUUGGGACAUAAACUCUUAUGACCAGUGGGGUGUGGAGCUGGGAAAACAGUUGGCUAAAGCCAUUGAACCAGAGUUGGCGAGUGCAGAAACUAUCACAACGCAUGAUUCGUCGACUAACGGCCUGAUAGCAUUCGCUAAACGUCAUAAAAGUGUCCGUGCCGUGGAGUGGCGUGUAGUAACGUUUAACGAACCGGGACGAGAGAAGGAACAAAAACUAUGUAGUAGGGCAAAAUGGAGGAGAGGUGGAGGAAGAGGGACAGGGGACAAGCUGCAUGCACGCAGGAGCUACUACAGGCCGCUGCUGCUCGCGCUGUGUCUUCUGGCGUGGCCCCUGCUGUGCUCGACUAGUCCCUCGGAUCACCUCGUCUCCACCUUCGCACGAAACCCGACCUUCUCGGACUCCGUGCAACGGGAGGAGCCCAAGUCGUCGAACGCGCGGCCGAACGUGGACGAGCUCCAGUACGAGCAGAGCGGUGACCGUAGCCACGGCCAGUACCAGUAUCACCAGCCGGAGAAGAAGCCCGUUCAUCCGUACGUCGAAUAUUCCUGGGGACUGAAUCAGAUUAAUCCCUGGCUGUCGGCCUGCGAUCUGGCGGGGCCAGAGCCGGAGGACCUCCGCGGCAACUGCGACCCGGUGGACAUAUCCAGGCACUGCCCGACGCCGUGUAAGAAUACGAAAACGUCGCGUUCGCGGCGCGAGGCGAUCGAGAGGGCGGGGUUCGGCGACGCGAAAACUAGGACGACGUCGCGGACGAGGCGUGGAAGCGGGAACGAGGAGAAGGCAGGUGUGCGGACGGACCAGUGUUUUUUGUACCUCGACGAGUCGCACAAGAGGAACAUUUGCCUGAGCGCCGGCUCGAGGAAGAUCCGAUUCGAGCGUCUGAGGAAGCUGCGUCUGCGGCACUGCUGCGAGCACGUGGUGGUCAACGCCCUGGCGCCGGGGAAAGACGGUCCGCUCGAGGACGUGCUCGACGGCGGCUGGAGAUGCGAGAACGCCUUGGAGAAGCUCCUCGUCGUCGACGCCAUGGCCGCGAGACUGCACUGCGAAUUCGAGGAGAUAAUGCGACGCUUUGACUGCCGCCAGACGUAUUCUGUCGUCCACACCUGCUCGCAUUGCAGGGAGGCGUAUAGGAAAUGGAUGUGCAGCUCUCUCGUCCCUCAUUUUGCUCACGACAGUGAACCGACGCCGGUCGAAAUUUCGAAGGGCAGCUGGGCUAGUAGCAGAUUGAGGCCCUGCCGAUCUUUCUGCUACGCUGUAGAACAACGUUGCCCUUACUUACUUCCGACCGAUCGCGCUCCUGCACUCUCCACGCAGUACGCCGGCGAACCCACCUUUCUUUGCGGAGAUCCGGAAAUUCCGGAGACCGGCGAACAGGCCGCGAAGUCCGUGAUGGCCAGUCCCGGCGAGUGCUGCUACGAUUCGUGUACUGAGGACGACCCAGCGGCUGGUCUCUGCGCCAAUUGUACAGAACCGUGGAAACAUGGCAAGAUUCACGAUCCUCCGACAGCGCCUCAUUGUAACAUCGAUUCCGCUCAACCAACUGAUGGUCCGGUUUCGCAAGCGAGCAACACCAGCACCAACACAUCCAGCACCUUGGCGACGCCGACCACCACCGUCGAUCAGGACACUUUGUUCUGCGGCAACGGUCGAAUCGGUCGCGUCAACGUGUCCUCGCAGUGUCCUCGCUCGAGUCCGUCAUCGAUUAUGUGUUUUUAUAUAAUGUUAAUUUUUCUAUUGGUUUAAUGAUAAACUUACCCUACGCCUUCGCAGCGUAGAUGAAGGCCUGAGGUUGCCUGCAACCCCACCUUACUGCCAUAGAGUUAAAUGUUAAUAAUGUAAUAAUAUGAGUUAAAUGUUAAUAAGCGUUAAAGCUAAACAUAAAACGUUAA
Messenger RNA from Linepithema humile (Argentine ant), 3471 nucleotides. Lineage: Eukaryota; Metazoa; Arthropoda; Insecta; Hymenoptera; Formicidae. The record is from RefSeq and is a predicted model, not a curated record.